Molecule: messenger RNA, 339 nt
Organism: Lactuca saligna
Lineage: Eukaryota; Viridiplantae; Streptophyta; Magnoliopsida; Asterales; Asteraceae
Source: the annotation of a GenBank genome assembly
AUGGUGUUCGUAAUGUGGGCGAUUAGGCUAAAAGGCGAGACGUAUGACAUCACAAAUGAAUAUGAGCGUGUACCAACAAUGUUCACCAUAAAGCUACACCAUGGUGGAAAUUUUACCAAGCUUCCAAACACAAAAUAUGUUAAAGGUGAAGUGCGAUAUAUUGAUUUAGUAGACAUUGAUGAGUUCUCAGUUUAUGAACUAGACGCAAUGAUGCUAGAGCUAGGUUACUCUGUACCCCGAGUAAUAUAUUACCAUUUUAGGAUUCCUCAUGAAGACUUGGAUUUUGGUCUUAGAUAUUUAGGGAAUGAUAAUGAUGUCUUGAAUUUGGCUCAAUGGUAA